ACAUUUUGAAUAUUUUUCGCUGUAAAAAUGGAAAUUGCCCAAUGAUACCAUGAAAAACUUUCAACAUUUUAGAUAAAUUCGCAAUGUAUUUUUUAAGACGCAAGCUUGAUUUUAAUUCAUUAAACACCAUUAUACGAUUUUACAGUUUAGCUAGAAAAACUCACUACGAUGUCCUAAAGUUGCGCAAAAACUGCACGGAUAAAGAAAUCAAAGAAGCGUUUAUUCAAAUGAGUAAAGAGUAUCAUCCAGACAAGAACAAAGAUUCAGCCGCUCAAGAGAAGUUUGUCCGGAUCGUGGAGGCCUACAAUGUGCUCAGCAAGCCCGGGAGCCGUGCCCGCUACGACAGCAUAAACGAAACCUCAGGCUCUACUUAUGUGUAUAAAACACAUGUGCCAUACAAUAUACGAAGAAGUCAACAGAGCUACUACUACGAGCAUCCCACCCAAAAGACACAAAGCACCACCGAUCAGAAAGCAUACUAUGGCAUGACUGGAGUGAAGAAGGUGCCGAACUAUGUGAUCAUUUUGAUGUGCUGUGGACUGGCAUUGGUUGGUGUUUUUGUGCAGGUGUUUGUUAUAAGUGAGUUAUACGUAGUACAACGCCGUCAGGCUCAUGAAAAGUCCAAGUUUCUCGCUGAAGAACUAGAAAGGGUGCGCAGCGCGGCACAAGGCAAUGGGAACGAUGUGCAGUCGCGACUCUUGCUGGAGAAGAUAGUGACGGCUGCCAACCCCACGGUCGCCACCGCCUCACUGGGCCAGGCGCUGGCCAGCGAGAAAAAGUGAUCUUUUGAUUAUUUUAGUUCAAUUAGCUACCCAGUCUCAAAUGCAAAUAAAAAAAAUUCAGACAUAAAUCGAGAGCAAAAAAAUAUCUUAAACCGCAAUUAAGGCAGCAUACUGUUAAGAGAUGAUUAUAUUUUUUGACGAUUAAUUCCUUUUGGAGCAGAUAAAAUUGUGCCAAAACUAAGCGUUUGAGAUUAGGUGUCGAAUGAGCAAUGUAGAUGCUGUACGUGAACGAAUUGAAUCGUUAGGCUCGAUGUUUAUCUCUGCGGCUUACAUCAGACAAAAACCUUUUUUGAACCGAAAACAAAACCAAAUACCAAAACAGUGAAGGCCAAGUUCUAGAGAAAAGUUGCGAAAAAAAUUGCUUUAAAAUUUUUAAAACUCAUGUACUGUCUGUUAUCCAACUCGGUGAUAAAGCGAUAAUAAUGUUGCUUAAUGUACUAAAAAAGUACCAAUUCAUGCGCGUACAGUAUGUAGUAAUUAGUGGAUUAUUAGUUCAAUUUACUAAAAUUGACCAGAAUUUUGUUAUUUAUUUAGUUUGUUGUCCAUUUUAUGGUUUUGUAGGUAGACUGUGAAGUGUGUUCAUUAGUUUUUGAAUUCUUUUUGGUUCAUAUUCUGUAAUCAAUAGUAAAACAAAAUUUUUCUCCCUGUAUUUAUUAAAAUGAUAAAAGUAGAUAUUUGAGUUCAAAAUAUAAUAAGAAGUUAUUUAAUGAGGGUUUUCGCGUAUGAAAGAUCCGCUAGAUGGCGGGACGUGGAUGUGGGGUCUGACUGCUGCGUGAUUGGUGGAUUUUGAAAUAUGUGUCAAUGUCAUGUCAAAAAUUCAUGCAGCAUUUGGACCUCGCGUCUACGUAUUGCCAUCUGGCGGAUUUUUCAUACGCGAAAACACUCAUUUAGUAGAUCUGGUCAAUAAAUACCUACAGUGAUAUUUUGUAAAUAUAGAGUAAAAGUUGUUACAUAUUAAUCAUAAGUAAAUCUUUUGACUCGAACAAUUGAUUCUGUAGAGUAUAUUUAUUUUUAUAGCUACCUCACAGUUGUAAAUA
Molecule: messenger RNA, 1819 nt
Organism: Ostrinia furnacalis (Asian corn borer)
Lineage: Eukaryota; Metazoa; Arthropoda; Insecta; Lepidoptera; Crambidae
Gene: DnaJ-13
Product: DnaJ (Hsp40) homolog 13
Exons: 6
Coding region: 84-782 (232 amino acids)
Source: RefSeq, a predicted model, not a curated record